Messenger RNA from Heterostelium album PN500, 1239 nucleotides. RefSeq lists its product as uncharacterized. The transcript has a single exon. NCBI's taxonomy places the organism in Eukaryota, Evosea, Eumycetozoa, Acytosteliales, Acytosteliaceae. The record is from RefSeq and is a predicted model, not a curated record. Bases 1 to 1239 code for a protein of 412 amino acids.
AUGGACUAUAAAUUAUUCAAAACAGUUUUAAAUAAUACAUUUAUUCGUGAAAAUAUCUAUAAUAAUAUUUUGUAUAUAAAUGAUAGAGUUUGUUCAACUACCAAACCCAAUCAAGUUGUUAAUAGAUAUUCAUUCAAUCAAAUUAAAGAAAGUGAAGUACUAUUAAUAAAAUUCAACUUUAUUAAUAUUUUUAAAAACAAUUUAUUAAAGAGUGGCGAUGAUCAAGAUACAAGCGAACCAUUUUCAGUCAUUGAGAAAUUAGAUUUUGUUUUAAUACACCUAAUUAAAACCAAUAAACAAGAUUUGUUUAUGGAGGUAUAUCAAGAAAUACCAAAGAAUUUAUCAAUCAAUUUGGAUUUUAAAUUAUAUAUUGAUUCCUGCUUGGAGUAUGGAGCCAAGAAUAUUAUUCAAUAUUUGGUUGAAAAGGAAGAGUAUCUAGAGUCCUAUUUGCUUUGUUCUAUCACUAACCAGGUGUUCUUACAAUCAAUUCCUCUUGGAAUCCCAGAGUUUUCUGAAUGGUUAUGGGAAUUCCUUCCAGAAAAAGAUAAUGUCAUAGAGGAAUCAUUUCAUUUGGCUGUGGAGCAUGGACAAGAGGAAUUGUUUUGGAUGCUUCUGGAGUUUCAUACUCCCGAUGAUAAUAGCCAUGAGUUCUUGGAGAAAGCUCUUAAAGGUGGUAACCAAACUAUAAUUCAACAUUAUUCAGACAGUAUCACUGAUGAUUGUCUUGAAACUUAUGUAAAUGCUAUGGAUGUUUUUGGAAUUCUAAAAUCUCUAAUUGAAAAAAAGAAAAAUGAAAUUCUAUUCCAUUUCAUUUUCAAAGUGCGUCCUUUUAUUCAAAAUUGGCUACCAUCUCUAUCUCAAAUAGUUAAAUUCAAGAAUGUAGAUUUACAGCUCUGUAUAUUCUUUAGACAAUUAGGUUCACCUGUUGAUUUGUAUACAAUCUUAGAAGCUUCAUCAGUAGGACAGUUCCAAGUUGUAAAGUGGUUAUAUUCUGAAUACAAAUAUCCAGAGGAAAUUCUUUUACAAAUCAUAGAUUUUUCUGCCAAAUAUGGAAGCCUUGAAUUAAUUCAAAAUAUAUAUUUAGACUAUAAAUUAUAUUCAACAAAUGCAGUUCAAUAUGCAAUUGACUCUGGUCAUGAACAAAUCGUUGAAUAUCUAUUAUCACUUCCAGUACAAGAAAAACUUUUCAAUUCUAAUAUAAUUCAAUCACAAAGACAAUCUUGUCAAACAACAUAUUAA